ACAUUAAGAUCUGUCCCUUAAGUGUAGCAUGAUUUAGUUUUCUCCAGCCUAUCAGAUAGGUCUGUGAGUAUAGACUUGCCAUUUUUGCAUUUCAUGGGCAGAGGACAACUGCACCAGACGUGUAAGAGCUACUCACCAAGAUGAUCAAAAUUGGAGUGAUUGUGGUACUUCUCAAUUUGAUGUAUGUGACAAAAUGCAAUGAUGUUCAGUAUCAAACUCAAGUUCGGGAGGUUCAUCCUGGGGACCCAGUGACACUAUACUGUGUUUUUUCAAAGGAAGAUCUCAAUAUGUUCUGGUACAAACAAAUGGUGGGGCAAAAGCCUCAAACUAUUGUAACAAUGACAAAAUAUGAUAUGCCUGUAUGGCACAAGGACUUUAACCAUUCACGUGUCAAUGUGGAGAAGGCUGAUGCUGAUGGGAUGUAUCGACUUGCUAUUACAAACACGGACCCAACAGAUGAAGCCGUUUACUAUUGUGCAGUGAGAACAGCCUAUGAAGUCAACUUUAUCAAUGGGACUCUUUUACUAUUAAAAGGUAAGAAUCACCAGAGGUCACACUACCAUACCGUGGUGCAGAGGCCAGUGUCUGACCCAGUCCAUCCAGGACACUCUGUGACUCUGCUGUGUACAGUACUCUCUGAGACCUGUACAGGAGAAAGCAGUGUGUACUGGUUCAGAGCCAGAUCAGGAGAAUCCCAUCCAGGAGUCAUUUACACCUCUGGGAACAAGAGUGAUGAGUGUAAGAAGAGCCCUGAGACUCCCUCUCCUACACAGAGCUGUGUCUACAGCCUCUCCAAGAACAACCUCAGCCCCUCUGAUGCUGGGUCUUACUACUGUGCUGUGGCCACAUGUGGUGAGAUCCUGUUUGGCAAUGGAACAAAACUGGAUGUCAAAGUAGGGAUGGACUGUAAUGCACUGGUUCCAGUUGGUAUUAGUCUGUGUGGAGCAUUGAUGUUGAAUGCUGUGUUACUGUUCUUCAUCCACUCAAGUCAAAAGGAAACAAACGAUGACACAUCUCUACAAAUCUGUGAUGCCAUUCUCAGUGCUGACCAGUUGGGUCAACAGGGAUUCAGUGGUGACUGGCUACAAUACACUGCAGUGACCUUUACGACCAAGACAACUGGAACCAGGAGAAAGAAAUGAAAGAACAGGGGGAGCAUCCAAUCGGUCAACCAGUUGCAACUUGACAGAAACAAGCAAUCUUUUUUUACAGACAUAGAUUACAGUUUGUUUUCUAUAGUUUAAAGGGGUGUAAAUCCCAGAGUUACUAACCAAUCCUGCUUGUGCUUUCUUGUUUCUUUGAUGAUUUCUGAAAUGAAGUGUGAAUGCAUGUGCAGUAUGUUUAAUUAGUCCAUUUCAAAGAGUUGAACUUUGAUGACAAUUGUGUAAAUCAACUUUGUAAUUUUAUUAAAAGCUCCAUUUUAAAUAAUGUGAUGAAUCAGACAAUGUUUAAAUAUAAAGUGGUUUGAUGAUCCUACACAGUCCUACUGGUACAUGCUGGUGCAUUAUAGCUAUACACAUGCUGUUGGAACUCAAGAAAUACUGUAGAACAGUACAUUAAAUACAAUGUUUAAGAAGGUAUGCUAUCUUAUUGUUUGUUUCAUGGGUUACAGUAAAUACCACAACAAUAAUACAUUUAGGAAGAAUUAUUAAAACAAUAAAAAUAUAACUAUUAUAC
Oncorhynchus kisutch (coho salmon) is the source of this 1677-nucleotide messenger RNA. RefSeq lists its product as uncharacterized. The coding region runs from base 141 to 1142 and encodes 333 amino acids. The transcript is spliced from 6 exons. Lineage: Eukaryota; Metazoa; Chordata; Actinopteri; Salmoniformes; Salmonidae. The record is from RefSeq and is a predicted model, not a curated record. Gene Ontology annotation, biological process: response to bacterium.